AUGUGCUUCAUUGCCAUUGGUCCAACCGCUCGUUUUCAGCGGGUGAUUGGUUGCUUUGAGUGCCGCGCUAGCUUAGCCUGGUUUCGGCUUACUUUGCAAAAGUGGUCUGCAUCUAGCAACGUGGUUUUCGUGUCCUGCAAGAUGGAAGAUCAUGCCUACAUGGAGUUUCUUCGCCUUCACCGCGCUGCUCUUACUACCAUGAAGGUUCCUGAAAUCUACUGGCCUACAAUUCAUUCUAAGCUUCGGGGAAAGGUUUUUGAUGCCUCUGAAGAAUUUGAGUUGGGAAUGCUUAAUUAUCUAAAUGAUGAAAAUGAGACUGUGGAUAGUAAACUAUUCGUUUCCGUUAAAGUCGAUGAAAUCAAAGCGUCUGAUCCCAACAGCAUCUUCCUCUCUGAUCACGCAUGGACUUUUCAAUUGGAAGGCGUACGAAGAACUCUUGAGACAAACCCCAUUCUCCUGCCUCGAAUGAAAACUUUGAUGUGCAUUAAUGAGGAUAAUGAACAGGAGGCUAUUGAGGCGGUUAUGCGAAAAAUGUGGAAGUUCUGUCGCCUCUAUCAGAUUUCUGAACCCACCAAAAGUGAAGAGGGAGAAAUUGUGCUAAAGAUGGAUGUCUGGUACAUUCUUGACGAAUUUGGUUCUAGUCUCCAACAGUCCUCUACUCCAAAUGUUAAUGUGGCUUCUCUUGUGUACGUUCCCGAACAGCUCUGCUAUUCUCUCUUCUGGCCCACUGAAGACUUGCACAAAGGAGAUACUCUGACAGUUGACUGGGUGUCUGCUAUUAAGAAUGAGGAGAAGAAGGCCCUUCUGUUGAUUCCGUGGGAAGGAGGGGACUUUUCGGAUAGAUCAUCAGCUCAUUCCUUUGUGCUCACUGAUGAAUUCUUCUCGAGUCACAAAAUGCAGGAGACUCUACCCGACCCAAGUGUCAAAUUGGCAGAUAACAAGAAAACACCUCUACUCGUUUACACCGACAUGGACUUGGUGGCUGGAACACUCACCAGCCCCAAUUACAAACUCACGGAUAAUCGUGAUGAGGCCGAUAUUAUUUGGACAAGAAAACACAUUCGGGAUUAUGAGAAUCUGUCUCGAACUCGGGCCAAUGUCUACGUGAACCAAUUCCCCUAUGAAUCCGUGGUCACUGUUAAGGACAUGUUAGCUGCUGUAGCUGCAUCUGAGGCCGCUAUUGAAAUCAGCGGUCCUGGUGACGCCUAUGACAUUCAAUCUGAGGAUGAGGGCGAAGAAGAGGAGGAGAAGGGAAGGAGUUCUCCAAAACGAGCUCUAAUCGCCUCCUGGUACCCCGUUACGUUUAAUCUCUACUAUGAGUUGGCUCAAUUCGUAGCAUUCUUCCAACGCAGAGCGGAAGAAAUUGAUGAAGUUGUGGAGGAAGUGCUGGAAAAUGGGAAGGAUAACGGUCAUCUAGCCGAAUGUUCUCAUGCUGGGAGCUGUCUGCGAUGCGGCAAAGAUGGGCGUCAUGUUUCCUAUACGCCGACCGCUGCAAAGCAGCACAAUAUCUGGAUUGUGAAACCUUGGAACCUUGGCCGUGGUUUAGGUAUAUGCAUUUCCGACAAUCUGGAUCAAAUUAUUCGAUUGAAUGAGACAAACCCGAUGAUUGCAAGCCGAUACAUUACUGAUCCGGUGCUGUUCUAUCGUGAAGAUAUAUCCAGUUGGGUGAAAUUUGAUGUUCGAUACGUCGUCUACCUCAAAUCUGUCAAACCACUCCAGCUCUAUUCGCAUAAAGUAUUUUGGUUGCGAUUCGCUAACACGCAAUUCUCGCUGGAUCACUUUGACGACUACAGCAAACACUUCACAGUGAUGAACUAUCGAGAAGAUGACGAAUUGUUCCAGGUCCAUCACAAUGACUUUAUUCAAAGAUUUGAAAGCCAGUACCCCAAUGCUGCGUGGAAAGAUAUUGAAGCAAAGAUUCACAAAAUGUUGGUGAAUGUUUUCAAGUCCGCUAUUGCUUGUGAACCGCCUCGUGGUUUGGGCGCUUAUGGAAAGUCAAGAGCCCUCUAUGCUGUUGACUUGCUCCUUGAAUGGCGACGCUGCCCUAGUGAAAUGGGUGACUCCUGUGGAUUCACUGUGGAACCACAAAUCUGUGAAGUGAACUUCAUUCCUGACUGCACUAGAGCGUGCCAGUAUUAUCCUGACUUUCAUAACGAAGCAUUUGAUUUCCUGUUCUUGGACAAAGAAUCUCAAGAUAUUGUACAGCUUAGCUAA
Rodentolepis nana is the source of this 2214-nucleotide messenger RNA. The record is from the annotation of a GenBank genome assembly. Lineage: Eukaryota; Metazoa; Platyhelminthes; Cestoda; Cyclophyllidea; Hymenolepididae.